AUGACCCAAAGUUCUGAACUUAACCUUUCCGGUAACGCAAGCAUUAACGUUCACGACUUUAGAAGCCCCCCGAUUCCAAAUAGUGACGGCCUUGAACAAGCAGCUUCGACUGCUUUGAUCCAUUUGGAACAAUGUACAAGCAAUAAUAUUAAAGAUACGAUUAUCCCUAAGCAUAUGAAAAGUAUCAUAGAACUUGCACGUCUCUUCAGAUCGUUAACGCAAGAUAGCAUAAAUCAUUGUGGGAAAAUGGCGGCAUACGCGUCAGAUUUUAUGGAGUAUGUGCAGGUAUUGUUUGAUGAAGAUGUCUCUGGAAACGAUUUUGUUGAGGCGAUGAAAUCACAAAUUCAAGCAGCUACUUCCAACAGAAGUAACGCUGCAAAGUUAACAAAGGGUUUCUGCGAUAUAAUGGCUUCAUUAAAAAAUGUCUUAAAUGAGAUUGAAGAAUUGACUGGUGCAUCUUUGGCUGUUGUUGGUGCUCUUGGAGUGGCUUCGGCGGGUUCUAUGAUUGGUACUUCAAUUACUAGUGUUCAAUAUGGCGAUAAGGUGAAAAUUACAGAAUCCCAACUGAUGCAAAUAGAAGAUGUUAAAAUGCAUCUAGAUGCUGUAAUGGCUGCACUUAUUGUAAUGAUUGAUAAAUUCAGUUGCUUUGAGGAAUUUUUCAAACAAGAAGUCGAAGAUAUUUCUAAAGUUGUAGAAAAAUAUAAUGACAAUGUAAAUGAAAACUACUUUCGAAUGUCUCGUAUUAUAAGUACUUCAAUGAAACAGCAAUGGACUAAAGUACAAGAUGUUUUUGAUUCUUAUGUGAAUCAUUUAAGACCAUUAUUGAACAAAUGU
Molecule: messenger RNA, 834 nt
Organism: Racocetra persica
Lineage: Eukaryota; Fungi; Glomeromycota; Glomeromycetes; Diversisporales; Gigasporaceae
Source: the annotation of a GenBank genome assembly